CCCUCCCCAAAGCUCCACGUGUCCUUCUUCAACCCACCUCCCGCCAUCUCUCUCUCUCUAUCGGCUUUAAUGGCUCUCUCCUCACACUUCGUUUCCAUUUCCAACCCUCCAUCUCUCUCUCCAAUAAUCUUCACAAGAAACCCAAAACCCUUCAAUUUUCCCGCCAAAAAUUUCGAAUGUUCCGGUGACCGGAGGCUCCUCAAAUCCGGCACAGUCAGAGCCAAGCCUAGAGAACUCAUCCUCGUCAACCCAUCGGUCACAGUUGAGAAGGGCAAGUACAGCUACGAUGUCGAAACCCUAAUCAACAAGCUCUCGAGCUUGCCUCCGCGAGGAAGCAUUGCGCGGUGCCUCGACGCCUUCAAGAACAAGCUCAGCCUCACUGACUUCGCUUUCGUCUUCAAGGAAUUCGCGGCUCGCGGCGAUUGGCAGCGAUCGCUGCGCCUCUUCAAGUAUAUGCAGCGUCAAAUCUGGUGCAAACCCAACGAACACAUCUACACCAUCAUGAUCGGAUUGUUGGGUCGAGAGGGUUUGCUGGAGAAAUGCUCCGAGGUGUUUGACGAAAUGCCGAGCCAAGGUGUUUCCCGUAGUGUCUUCUCAUUUACCGCCACAAUCAACGCUUACGGACGGAAUGGCCAGUACGAAACUUCCCUAGAACUUCUGGAGAAGAUGAAAAAGGAGAGAGUUUCGCCGAGCAUUUUGACUUACAAUACAGUGAUCAAUGCUUGCGUAAGAGGUGGGUAUGAUUGGGAAGGCUUAUUAGGUUUGUUUGCCGAAAUGCGGCACGAGGCGAUACAACCUGACUUGAUUACUUACAAUACUCUGCUCAGUGCAUGUGUUAGUAGAGGUUUAGCUGAUGAAGCAGAGAGGGUAUUUAGGACAAUGAAUGAGGGUGGUCUUUUGCCUGAUAUUACUACCUAUAGUUAUUUAGUUGAGACAUUUGGGAGAUUGGGUAAGCUAGAGAGGGUUUCGGAGCUUCUAAGGGAUAUGGAGAUUGGCGGGAAUUUGCCGGAGAUAUCUUCUUAUAAUUUGUUAUUAGAGGCUUAUGCACAUUUGGGUUCUAUUAAAGAGGCAAUGGGUGUGUUUAGACAAAUGCAAGAAGCUGGGUCGAUGCCAAAUGCGGCAACUUAUAGUAUUUUAUUGGAUUUGUAUGGGAAGCAUGGGAGGUAUGAUGAUGUUCGUGAACUUUUUCUAGAGAUGAAAGUGAGCAAUACAGAGCCAGAUGCCGCUACUUACAAUAUUCUUAUACAGGUUUUUGGGCAAGGUGGGUAUUUUAAGGAGGUAGUGACUUUGUUCCAUGAUAUGGUGGAGGAGAGCAUUGAACCAAAUAUGGAGACUUAUGAGGGGUUGAUAUUUGCUUGUGGGAAGGGAGGGCUUCACAAGGAUGCGAAGGAAAUUUUACUUCACAUGAAUGAGAAGGGGUUAGUGCCAAGUUCAAAGGCUUAUACUGGGGUUAUCGAAGCGUAUGGGCAGGCUGCGAUGUAUGAGGAUGCUGUUGUUGCCUUGAACACAAUGAAUGAGGUGGGAAGCAAGCCAACUGUAGAAACUUUCAACUCUUUGAUUCAGACAUUUGCAAGAGGCGGACUUUACAAGGAGUCUGAAGCAAUAUUGCGGAGAAUGAGUGACUGUGGUAUUGCGCAGAACAUAGAUUCAUUUAAUGGCAUCAUUGAAGGAUGUAGACAGGGGGGGCGAUUUGAAGAAGCUAUAAAGGCUUACGUUGAGAUGGAAAAUGGGAGAUGUGAUCCCAGUGAGAGAACCCUCGAGGCAGUGUUGAGUGUGUACUGUUUUGCAGGUCUUGUUGAUGAGAGUGAGGAGCAGUUUCGGGAAAUUAAAGCAUUGGGCAUAUUGCCCAGUGUCAUGUGCUACUGUAUGAUGCUGGCAGUUUAUGCAAAGUGUGAGAGGUGGGAUGAUGCCUAUGAAUUGCUGGAUGAGAUGUUCACAAACAGGGCAUCCAAUAUUCAUCAAGUGAUUGGGCAGAUGAUCAAGGGAAAUUAUGAUGAUGAGUCGAACUGGCAGAUGGUGGAGUAUGUGUUUGACAAACUUAAUUCUGAAGGCUGUGGUUUGGGGAUAAGGUUCUACAACACACUUCUAGAAGCACUCUGGUGUCUGGGGCAGAAGGAACGGGCUGCCAGAGUUCUCAAUGAAGCAACAAAGCGGGGACUUUUUCCCGAGUUGUUUCGUACGAACAAACUUGUGUGGUCUGUGGAUGUACACAGGAUGUGGGCAGGUGGUGCUUGCACAGCAAUAUCUGUUUGGUUCAAUAACAUGUAUGAAAUGUUCAAAAAUGGGGAGAAUCUUCCUCAAUUGGCAACUGUUGCUGUAGUACGGGGGCAAAUGGAGAAGAGCUCAAUAACACGAGAUUUCCCUGUUGCAAGUGCUACCUAUUCUUUUCUGAUAGAUAAUGUUUCGUCAUCCUUUCGCUUCCCUGGUUGGAACAAGGGGCGAAUUAUCUGUCAGCGGUCUCAGCUUAAAAGGUUUUUGUCUGAUACAGAGCCGUCUUCAGAUGGGUCCAAAAAGGACAAGUUAAUAACUUUAAGCAACACUCCCUUUCCCCUUCUGGGGAUGAGAACAACCACAGCUGAUGUCAUGAGAGACCAACAUGGGAAUGCUGAUACCAAAACAAGCAUUAAAAUGACAACAGAGCUUUUGACAAGCACGGUAUAAUAGAUGAAACAAAAGUAUAGAUCACCUUUCAGGGAUGGUUGUUCUGGCUUAAGAGAUCACAGCAAUUUAAUCGAAAUGAAAAGAGGAUUUGAGGAUUUCAUUCAGAUAUAUUAUAAUGUUUCCUCUUGGUGAAGAAUGAAUUUAUUUUGGUACCCGUUAGAAAAUAGCCGAACAGUGGAUACAUGCUGUCGCAGCAGUUGCGGACUGGUUUGAUUGAAGCCAAUUUUUCUCUGUGGCUUUACCUGAAGAGAAUUGAGCAGAGGUGCUUUGGUGACCACUGGUGUUAUAGGUCAAGGCUGUCAAGUGCUACCUCGUUGAUCUCUCCACCUUGACGUCAGCCAUCAUGUAACAGGUACUUUGAUAUAAAUAAUUAACUGAAGAAAAAUAGACAUAUGAAGAUUCCUGACGGUGAUUUGUCUUGCAAAACACUUGUUAAGUGGUUGCUUUGGCCAUCUGAAGUAAUUAUGUAAUCCAAGUUCCUGAAAGCAAUGUAGAAUUCUAAAGUCUCUCCCAAUACAAUAUUCCCUCUGAGAACUGGUUGACAUUA
This is a messenger RNA of Camellia sinensis, 3208 nucleotides long. RefSeq names its product pentatricopeptide repeat-containing protein At1g74850, chloroplastic. NCBI's taxonomy places the organism in Eukaryota, Viridiplantae, Streptophyta, Magnoliopsida, Ericales, Theaceae. The record is from RefSeq and is a predicted model, not a curated record. Gene Ontology annotation, molecular function: protein binding.